UCCCUCUUAUAAACAGCAUAAAACGGCUGGUUACAUAGUAAUAUUACAUAUAUGAGGCAACCACCGAACAGUCAAGAUAUAUGCGUACAUCUAGAAACGGAUGUGUAAGGACGGAAAUUUUUAGUUACUUUCGAUCUAGUAAAUGCAUUCUGUCAACUAUUUAUCGCAUAAGAGCGCAUGAGCGGCUCUCAUCUGAAGUAUUUCGAAACGCGUCGAAAAAAUGUGUGCAAACUGUUUUGUUUGUGACAUUUAUGAGUGUGUGAAAUGUCAUUACUGAGAAUCAUAUAAUUUCUAUUUAUAUGUCAUUAUAUUUGUAUAUUGAACACACAUCUGAAGUAUACAGCUGUCUCGAUAUCACGCGAGCAGAAAGAUUCCGAGGAUUCCGAGAUGACUGAUAUUGAGGAUAUCCGUCGGUAACACCGUUUACUGAUGAUUGAAAAGCGAUUUACCUUUAAUUUUUCACUAGAAUUGAUCCAACGUCUUUCGGCCCGAACAAGCUUAACCUAUAAGCCCGGAUAUGGAGCAGAUUCCUUCAUCUUCGAGCGAAACGGUCUCCAGUCAGAAAUCAUUGCCAUCGUCUUAUGACGCCGGAUGGAACGAUCCUCCAGAAUGGGCGAUGUCUUCGCAACUUGGAACUUCCUCUAUUGGAACGUCCAGUAAGAGAUUGCUGAACAAGCGAGUGGCAUUCCCACUGUCUUCGCAGACUUCAGCAUCAGAGAAAACUAGUCUUUUGCUUCCAUCUAACAUGCCUCCAGUUUCAUUGUCUUCCCUGAAGAUAACUACAGCUCCCCAUAAGCCUCUCAUGACUCCCAUCGCUAAGGACACUACUACGACAGAACUAUUGGAGUCAAGUUUCGACAAAAGUCAAGCUUUAAUAGAGGUUAUAGCCAACUUAGAGUCUGUGAUGAAGAAACAGAGGAUGGAGAAGAAUAAGCUGGAGGAGAUAGAAAAGAGAUUGGAUAUUAUGAAGUCUGAUUGGCUAGAAGAUAAGUUGAACGAUAUAGUACAAAGGAGUAUUCUGGAUAUGUCGAAAGCAUUGUUGAAGAAAGAUGUCCAACAAGCUGACACGAUCCAUAUCAAUCUUAUGAUGCAGCACGCAACCAUUUGUCGUGCCUGGAUACCCGCUAUCAGACAUGUAAUAUUAGAAUUGAAAAAGGAAGGCGAAGUUUCGCAAGUGGAGCAUUCGCAAUCACCUCUAUUACCUAUAGAAAAGAUCGAGAAGAGUGAGGAAAAAUAAAUGUUUUAACAAGUGAGCUCAUCGUAUCGAGAGUAUAGAUAUCGGAGGACAGAGGCCCAUAUUCUGAACUUUCUUUUAUAUAAGUGGCUUAGAAACCACCUUAUUGGCUGAGAAGCCAUAUUUAAGGUAUUUUCGAUAAAAGAGACUUCAGAACACGGACCAAAGACUUUUAUACAUUAUCAAUUACUUGUCACGUAAUGCUUUUACGGCGAAUGUGCAACAUUACGGGCAGAUAGAGUCGCAAUCAUCGCAAGGAAAAAAAUGAAAAUACAGUUGUACUCAUAAAAGUUUUUUGUAUUUUUCAUUUCUCUCUUAUGUAUAUUCACAAAGGACAAUUACAUCUGACUUACCACA
Dinoponera quadriceps is the source of this 1591-nucleotide messenger RNA. RefSeq names its product steroid receptor RNA activator 1-like. The transcript has 3 exons. Gene Ontology annotation, cellular component: nucleus. Lineage: Eukaryota; Metazoa; Arthropoda; Insecta; Hymenoptera; Formicidae. The record is from RefSeq and is a predicted model, not a curated record. The coding region runs from base 518 to 1237 and encodes 239 amino acids. Gene Ontology annotation, biological process: regulation of transcription by RNA polymerase II.